AGAAUGGCGUCGAACACCGCAGCCGACGACAACGAGGUGGCGCACGAGUUCGGGCUCGUCCGUGUCUACAAGAGCGGCCGCGUCGUGCGCCCCUUCGUGGCUCCGCCCGCCGCGCCCGGCCUCGACCCCGCCACCGGCGUCGAGUCCAAGGACGUCCACCUCGGCGACUACUCCGCCCGCCUCUACCUGCCCCCGUCCGCCGCCACGGCCGCAGCCAAGCUCCCCGUCAUCGUCUACGUCCACGGGGGCGGCUUCGUGGCGGAGUCCGUCGCGUCCCCGAACGGCCACCGCUUCCUCAACAGCCUCGCCGCGGCCUGCCCCGCCCUCGCCGUCUCCGUCGAGUACCGCCUCGCGCCGGAGCACCCGCUCCCGGCGGCCUACGACGACUGCGUCGCCGCGCUCAGGUGGGUGCUCUCGGGCGCCGACCCCUGGGUCGCCGCGCACGGGGACCUGGGCCGCGUCUUCGUGGCCGGGGACAGCGCCGGCGCCAACGCAUGCCACUACCUCGCCAUCCAGCCCGACGCCGCGCGGCUCAAGGGCGCCGUGCUGAUCCACCCCUGGUUCUGGGGCUCCGAAGCCGUCGGCGAGGAGACGCGCCACCCGCUGGCGCGCGCCAUGGGCGGCCGGCUCUGGAUGUUCGCGUGCCCCGGCUCGAGCGGCGUGGAUGACCCGCGAAUGAACCCGUUGGCUCCUGGCGCGCCGGGGCUGGAGACCCUGGCGUGCGAGAAGGUCAUGGUGUGCGUAGCGGAGGGCGACCACCUCAGGUGGCGCGGCCGGGCGUACGCUGAGGCGGUGGCCGCGGCGAGGGGCGGCGACGGGCAGGGCGUCGAGCUGCUCGAGACGGAAGGGGAGGGCCACGUCUUCCAUCUCUUCAAGCCCGACUGCGACAAGGCCAAGGAGAUGUUCGACAGAAUCGUCGCCUUCGUGACCGCACCGUGA
Messenger RNA from Lolium rigidum, 939 nucleotides. Its product is annotated as tuliposide A-converting enzyme 2, chloroplastic-like. Gene Ontology annotation, molecular function: hydrolase activity. NCBI's taxonomy places the organism in Eukaryota, Viridiplantae, Streptophyta, Magnoliopsida, Poales, Poaceae. The transcript has a single exon. The coding region runs from base 4 to 939 and encodes 311 amino acids. The record is from RefSeq and is a predicted model, not a curated record.